Molecule: messenger RNA, 288 nt
Organism: Oikopleura dioica
Lineage: Eukaryota; Metazoa; Chordata; Appendicularia; Copelata; Oikopleuridae
Source: the annotation of a GenBank genome assembly
AUGAAAGAAAGUGUCCAUUAUCAGAAGAAUUUGCUCAAAUAUGGAGUCAUUGCCGGCUUGAUUUCAACUAUCGUAAUUACAAUUUACACCACUGCUUCAAUCAGGCUGCAGCUUUUGGAAAUGGAAAAGGCGCAGCUCGAUAUUCUGAUUAAAAAGCACAAGCUUGAGAGUCUGCGUCGCGAGCUGUAUCCAGAGUCUUCUAAGAAGUCGGAAGCAGACCUCUCCAAAAGACAAAGAAGCUGGACAAACUGGGCACUUUCAUUCCUAAACUCUUCAACAAGCAAAUAA